Octopus bimaculoides (California two-spot octopus) is the source of this 1936-nucleotide messenger RNA. Its product is annotated as beta-arrestin-1. The record is from RefSeq and is a predicted model, not a curated record. Gene Ontology annotation, cellular component: cytoplasm. Gene Ontology annotation, molecular function: G protein-coupled receptor binding. Lineage: Eukaryota; Metazoa; Mollusca; Cephalopoda; Octopoda; Octopodidae. Gene Ontology annotation, biological process: signal transduction; G protein-coupled receptor internalization.
AUAGAUACGCGCAUUAGCUGUCACUCCCUUGCUUUCAAUUAAUUUAUCAGUCUAUCUCUGCCUGCGCCUCACCCUCAAUCUAUCCAUCUUAGUCUUUCAUUUCCGCCCCUCCCUCUCUCUCUCUUUAGCUGAUCUUUAGUUCAGACAUCUGCCCUGUCAUAUUCUCUCAUAAUUCUUCUUCAACAAACUCUAAAACCCAAACACAGGAGGACUAAAUGGCUACCGUGGAUACUGCUGAUGACUCACAGAAAAGACAAGGAACCAGGGUUUUUAAGAAAAGCAGUCCCAAUGGACAGAUCACAGCGUACCUCGGCAAACGGGAUUUUAUUGACCAUCUUUCUCACAUUGACCCUGUUGAUGGUGUCAUCCUUGUGGAGCCAGAUUACUUAAAGGAUCGCAAGGUCUAUGCUCAUAUCUUAGCUGCAUUUCGCUAUGGCAGAGAAGAUUUGGAUGUCUUAGGACUUACAUUCCGCAAAGACCUCUUUCUGUCAUCUGUACAAGUGUAUCCACCACCAAAAGACCAAGAACGACCUUUGACACGACUCCAAGGAAGACUCAUCAAGAAGCUUGGUCCAAAUGCUUACCCGUUUUAUUUUGAAUUGCCUCCUAAUGCUCCAGCUUCUGUUACUCUGCAACCCGCACCUGGAGACACUGGAAAACCCUGUGGAGUUGAUUAUGAACUAAAGACUUAUGUAGCUGACCAUGUGGAUGAAAAACCACAUAAACGAAACUCAUUGCGGCUUGCUAUUCGAAAAUUGACUUAUGCUCCUGAAGAACCAGCACCGCAACCUAGCGCUGAAAAUACUAAAGAAUUCAUGAUGAGUCCAGGAAAUAUGAAGCUGGAAGCCUCUCUUGAUAAAGAAAAAUACUACCAUGGCGAAAGCUUAUGUAUUAAUGUUUUGGUUGACAAUAAUACUAACAAAAGUGUGAAAAAGAUCAAAAUCUCAGUGCGACAAGUUGCUGAUAUUUGUCUUUUCUCUACUGCACAAUAUAAGUGCACUGUUGCAGAGUUGGAAAGCGAAGAAGGCUUUCCUAUUCAACCUAGCCAAACAGGUUUCUGUAAGGUAUAUCACUUAACUCCAUUGCUGGACAACAAUCGAGACAAAAGGGGCCUGGCUCUUGAUGGAAAACUCAAACACGAAGACACAUGUCUUGCUUCAUCUACCAUUCUUGUAGAAAGCAAUCCAAAAGAAAAUUUAGGGAUUGUUGUAUCAUACAAGGUGAAGGUAAAACUAAUUCUAGGAUUUGCCUCCAGCGACUUAUCAGUUGAACUCCCUUUCACUCUAACACAUCCAAAACCACAAGAUACACCUCCAUCUUCACGGCCAGCUAGUGUGGCCCAAGAAAAUCCAGAUGCUCCUAUUGAUACUAACCUUAUCCAGCUUGACACAAAUGGAGAAAAUUUAAUGACUGACCGAGAUGAUGAUUUUAUCUUUGAAGAUUUUGCCCGUCUGCGUCUUAAAGGUCAUGAAGGAGAUGACACUGAGGCUUAAUCUGCCUAAGCCAAUGACCUGUUGCUACUGCUGCUCCUGCUGCUGCCCUCUUGUCCUUCAAACUUUCACAAAAAUAUUCUCUUGUUUCUAUUCUAUUCAUCUUCUUCAUCGUGGUGCCACAUCAGUUCUAUUGCUGAUUCUGAUCAGUGGCUGUGACAUGUUCAUCAUGUAUACUUUCUAGACCAGAACUCAAUCUUGACAAUUCAAAAAGAUAAUUUCAUUCUAAGGUUCUAAAUUUUCUCAUUGAUCUGUAAGUUCAAGAAACAUGUAAAAAAACACAAACCGAAAAUAUGGAGACAAAAUUCUCAGAUCUUUUGUAAAGAUUAAUCUAAAAACUGUGUUCCAUUAGUUGAGUCUCUUAUACUCAUUCAUCUUGAGUCCUGUUAUAUAUAUUUUUCUCUCAUUAACUGCAAGAAAUAACUCAUAAAGUCUGCCAACGUUUA